AUGGCAGGAAGUGCGGUGGCAGCCAUCUUGACAGCUGCUCUUAUUCUUGUCUGUGUGUCUCUAGCAUUUAUCAAGUCAGACUCUCUCCUUCAAAAAGUAGAUCAGCUGUCUCUGACCGACCCGAUCGACGACGCGCUGGCAACCGGAAGAGAAUUCACUGUGCCUGGAGGCUUGAAUGAUGCUGUUCCGAGAUCAAAGAGCGGCAUUCAAUCAGCAGAAGCAAAGCUGGCACGUUUCCAGUCGCUCUACGAUGACGAGAAGAUGUCAGAAGCCGAGCUUGCAGGGCGGCUAUCAAGAGCCAUCGACGAACACGAGAAGUGCAGGAGACAUUGGCCUCACCUCGAGAGCCUCGAGGCUGCGCAGGAGAUCCGUGUUCAUGAUGCACGGAAUAAUCUUGAGGUAGCUAAUCGAGCCAUGGAACGGGCGAGGAAGGAGCUGCAAGAUGCCGAAGGUUUAGUCCUUGCUGCGCGACAGGAGCAUCAGACCUACGAGACUCAGAGGACAGAGUUCCAGGAAUUCAAAACUCAGUAUGACGCGGAGACGUCGUCCAUGAAGUCGAAAGCGAGAUAUGUUCAGCUGUAUCAGAUGCAAGAAUCCAAGGAGGCAAAAUCUUACUCCGAGCAAGUCAGGAGGGCAAGGGAUCUGACCAGACAGGAAGAACUCUUGCAGGACUCGAAGAAUGAUAUCCUUAGCAAAGAACACGAGGAGAUGCAAGCCCUGCAGAGCAAAGAGCACCCUCCUCCCUUGCACAAACCUACCGUGGAAAUCUCCCAUCUGAAACCGAAGCUGUUGAAGCGGAAGACUCCCUUGUUGUCCAAGAUUCGAGCCGGCAUUGUUGUUCCGGCCGACGUCUCUGACAGGAGUGAAGAUGAACAGCGGGAGGGGAGAAUGAAGAAGCUUUCUGCUUUGAAACUCGUCAGAAAGCUCAGGGAGAAGCAGAGCGAAUUGUCCAAGAAAGAGAUCGAUGCCUUCGCAAACCUCCCACACAACGAAAAGAAAAUCGUCAAAUUGGACAAGAAAAUUGCGUCACUGCGUCGCCAGCAGGGUCUAGACCACAGCAGGAUCGUGGUAGCAAAGGAAAAUCUCCGGUCUGCGGAGGAGCACAAUUAUGGGAGCAAGAAGAUCAAACUCUUGAAGGAGAAAUUGGUCCUUGCGCGUGUCGAUGAUAAGAUCAAGAACAUGAAAUUGAGGAAAGACGAGAAAGCCAAGGAAAGCCUGGUCAAGCAUGAGAGGGAUGGUCCCAAGUACUCGAGGCAGUUGACGGAGGUGCAAAGCAAGCUAAAGGAGCUGGAGGCUGAGCAUCCAGACAUUCUGAAAGAGCUUGACCAAGCAAGGGAGACUGAGCUGGUCGAAUUGAGCAGCGAACAUCAGGCACAACCGAAAAAGAAUGCUCUUCCCGAAUACAUUCGUCGUGAGUCCAAGAAAGAAUUGAGGAAGAAGAUCGAGGCAAACAGAAAGAGGCUGCAGUCUAUCAGAGACGAGCUGCUGGCUGUGCAAACCAAGCUAAGGGCUCAGCAGCAGGAGGUUGGGGUACAUGAACAGAAGCUGAGGGAUCGCCAUCACGAGGUUAAACAUUCCACCACGCUGUUGAUGAAUGGGAACAGUCAAGAGCUCCAGGAGUUGACCAACGUGUACGAAGACAAGCUGAGGGCGCUGCACGAAGAGAGAAAGAAGGCUGACGGGCUGCUGGCUAAGGCAGAGAGGAUGCUCAACGUUGCUCGACUGGACAGUCUGCAUGCCUCGAGGACGAAAGCUGCAGCACUGGAGGAGCUCUCUUACGCCACUGCGAAGCUGAGAAGAUAUCAGGACCUCCGAUCGCACUCGCAGAGAUGCCAGAUGGAUGCCUGGUCGGAAAUCCGCGAGUUGACACAUAGGGCAAGGAGCAACAAGCUGCUUGAGGUAGAGCGUGUAGAGGGGAAGGACUUGUCCAAGAUUGAAGUUCUUCGACAAGUUGUGGAUGAUGCGAAGACGCAGGAGUUGGCUCAGAUAUAA
Molecule: messenger RNA, 1992 nt
Organism: Guillardia theta CCMP2712
Lineage: Eukaryota; Cryptophyceae; Pyrenomonadales; Geminigeraceae
Exons: 8
Coding region: 1-1992 (663 amino acids)
Source: RefSeq, a predicted model, not a curated record